Messenger RNA from Gopherus evgoodei (Goodes thornscrub tortoise), 5786 nucleotides. RefSeq names its product N-deacetylase and N-sulfotransferase 2 (gene NDST2). The record is from RefSeq and is a predicted model, not a curated record. Lineage: Eukaryota; Metazoa; Chordata; Testudines; Testudinidae. Bases 1022 to 3661 code for a protein of 879 amino acids. Gene Ontology annotation, cellular component: Golgi apparatus. The transcript has 17 exons. Gene Ontology annotation, molecular function: deacetylase activity; heparan sulfate N-sulfotransferase activity.
AGAAGGGCUACACCAGAGACAUGCAGCAGUGUCAUGUGAAAAUAAAGGAGCUUCGGAAAGCAUACCAGAAGACAAGGGAGGUGAACAGUCGUUCUGGUUCUGCCCCACAGAUAUGGCGCUUUUAUGAGGCGCUGCAUGUGAUUCUCGGUGGUGACCCCACCACUAACCCAGAACGCUCUGUGGAUACCUACCAGGAGCCCUGAGCGACCUCAAGCAACAGCGAGGAGGCCAUUGUUGAUGAGGAGGAGAAGGAGACUGUGAGGCAGGCAAGCAGAGGAUUGAUUCUUCCCGACAGCCAAGAACUGUUUUUAACCCUGGAGCCCAUCCCUUCACAGGACCAGUUGGCGGUGGAGCGUCGUGAUGAGGAAGUCAUCUCUGCAGCAGGGAGUGAUUGCAAGCCAAGCAUUGUCGGUUUUUGCUCUGUGUGCUGGCUGCCGAACAAAGGUGCUGCUGGAAAGGUGCACAGUGCCCUUUGCUCAGUCUGCUUUUGGUGCAAUGUAGCCUGGCUCUUCCUCCAACUCUGCACGCAGCUGCUCAGCGAGAGAAAAUUGUUUGUGACAUUGAGAGCACAAAAUCUAUGGAGCAGCCUCCCUUCUUCAGACUGUCUUGAGGUGUAGCUAGAAGGUGCCGUAAUGUGAAUGGCAAGCGGCUAGCUGAGGAAUAGACUGCCAGGUGGGAUUCCCUGGCUCCACACACAGCGCACAGGAUGGCUGACUGAUUUGGGCCUGGAAACAAAGGCAUUUAUAAGCACCCCAUCCUCUCUAGGACUUGGCUGAGAGAGAGGAGUGGCGGAGGGGGGAGCACACGGAGGAGCGAUGGGAAUUGAGGACCAUGGUUACUUGAGAUAAAUGGCAGAUCUCUGGGAGUCUAGUCUAGAAGCUGUUCGCUUUAGUUUUUCCUCGCUCUGCAGCCACUGUUUCUUCUUUGCAAGCUGCUGCUGGGUGCUGCGACGGUGGCGCUGGAGAUCUCCAGGGCGACUUGAGUGCAAAGCUUGAGCAGGGGGUGGGCCGCCCGCCUCACCAUGAUUCAGCUGUGGAAAGUGGUGCGGCACGUGCGACAGCUGGAGCUCCACAGAUUGAUCCUGGUGCUCAUUGCCUUCAGCCUGAUCUCCAUGUGCUUCCUGGCCUACUAUGUUACCAACAGCCCCAAAAUCAAGGAGCCACUGCCCCUGCCCUUCAGCGACUGCAGCAACCAGCACAGGGUCCCGAUCCCACCCCAGGCCAGCUGGAGGCUCACCAAAUCCGUUGACACUUCACGCACUGAGCCUGUGGUGCUAGUCUUUGUGGAAAGCAUUUACUCCCAGCUGGGGCAGGAAAUUGUGGCCAUCCUGGAAUCCAGCCGGUUUAAAUACAGGACAGAGAUUGCCCCUGGCAAGGGGGAUAUGCCCACCCUGACAGACAAGGACAGGGGCCGCUAUGCUCUUAUCAUCUAUGAGAAUGUCCUUAAAUAUGUGAACCUAGAUGCUUGGAACCGGGAGCUGUUGGACAAAUACUGUGUGGAGUAUGGAGUGGGGAUUAUAGGGUUCUUCAAAGCCAAUGAGAACAGCUUGCUCAGUGCUCAGCUCAAGGGAUUCCCCCUCUUCCUACAUUCUAACCUAGGGCUCCGGGACUAUCACAUCAACCCCAGUGCCCCUCUGCUGUACAUCACUCGGGCCAACGAGGUGGAGCAGGGUCCCCUGCCCGGUGAUGACUGGACCGUGUUCCAGUCAAACCACAGCACCUAUGAGCCUGUGCUCUUGGCAAGCACAAAGUCUUCAGAAUCCAUUCCUCACCUGGCCACUCACAAAGCACUGCAUGCCACUGUCGUGCAGGACCUGGGUCUGUAUGACGGGAUCCAGCGGGUCCUCUUUGGCAAUAACCUCAACUUCUGGCUGCACAAACUUGUUUUUGUGGACGCCAUUGCUUACCUGACUGGCAAGCGCCUCUGCCUCACUCUUGACCGCUACAUCCUCGUGGACAUCGAUGACAUAUUUGUGGGCAAAGAGGGCACUCGCAUGAAGGUGUCUGAUGUGGAGGCUCUCCUGAACACUCAGAACAAGCUGAGAACAUUAGUCCCCAGUUUCACUUUCAACUUGGGCUUCUCUGGGAAAUUCUACCACACAGGUACAGAUGAGGAAGAUGAAGGUGAUGACAUGCUACUUAAACACAGGAAGGAGUUCUGGUGGUUCCCGCACAUGUGGAGUCACAUGCAGCCUCACCUCUUCCACAACGUCACCGUGUUGGCUGAGCAGAUGAAGCUUAACAAGCAGUUUGCGCUGGAACAUGGGAUCCCCACGGACUUGGGCUAUGCUGUAGCCCCCCAUCAUUCUGGAGUUUAUCCCAUCCAUACACAGCUCUAUGAGGCCUGGAAAUCCGUCUGGGGCAUCCAGGUGACCAGCACUGAGGAGUAUCCUCACUUGCGGCCCGCCCGGUACCGGCGAGGGUUCAUCCAUAACAGCAUCAUGGUGCUGCCUCGACAGACGUGUGGGCUUUUUACUCACACCAUCUUCUACAACGAAUAUCCUGGGGGCUCCAAGGAGUUGGACAAAAGCAUUCGGGGUGGUGAACUCUUCCUGACAGUGCUUCUGAACCCAAUCAGCAUCUUCAUGACGCAUCUGUCUAACUAUGGGAACGACCGGCUGGGGUUGUACACUUUUGAGAGCCUGGUCAAGUUUGUGCAGUGCUGGACCAACCUUCGCCUGCAGACUCUGCCUCCUGUCCAGCUGGCAAAGAAGUACUUUGAAAUCUUUCCCCAGGAGAAGAACCCGCUGUGGCAGAAUCCCUGUGAUGAUAAGAGGCACAAGGAUAUCUGGUCCAAAGAGAAAACAUGUGACCGGCUCCCCAAGUUCCUUGUCGUUGGACCCCAGAAAACUGGCACAACAGCUGUGCACUUCUUCCUGACCAUGCACCCAGCGGUCACUAGUAACUUCCUGAGUCCAGCCACCUUUGAAGAGAUCCAGUUCUUCAAUGGGCCCAACUAUCAUAAAGGAAUUGACUGGUACAUGGAAUUCUUCCCCAUCCCCUCCAACGCCAGCACAGACUUCAUGUUUGAGAAAAGUGCCAAUUACUUUGACACAGAGGUGGUACCGAAGCGUGGCGCGGCCCUGCUUCCACGAGCCAAAAUCAUCUCCAUUCUGAUCAACCCAGCCAUCCGAGCCUACUCCUGGUACCAGCACCAGCGCGCUCACAGCGACCCUGUGGCUCUCAAUUACACCUUCUACCAGGUGAUUACUGCAAAGUCCCAGGCCCACCUGGAGCUGCGCAAUCUGCAGAGCCGUUGCCUGCUCCCUGGAAUGUAUUCGACUCACCUGGAACGAUGGCUGACGUAUUACCCCUCUGGGCAGAUUCUGAUUGUGGAUGGCCAGGAGCUUCGGCACAGCCCUGCUUCCGUCAUGGAGAACAUCCAGAAGUUUCUCGGGGUGACACCACUCUUCAACUACACCCAGGCCCUUAAGUUUGAUGAGGCAAAAGGAUUUUGGUGCCAGGUGCUAGACGGAGGGAAGACUAAAUGCUUGGGAAAAAGUAAAGGAAGGAAGUACCCUGACAUGGAUUCCUCGUCUCGGCUGUUCCUCACAGACUUCUAUCGGGAGUACAACAUCGAGUUAUCCAAGCUGAUGAACAGACUUGGGCAGCCCCUUCCCACGUGGCUCCGCGAGGAACUGCAGAAUUCCAGCUGGAGCUGAGGUGGAAGCCCCUGCCCCAGUGCUGCUGGAUGCAUGGUGCUGUCUAUCCAUGGGUAUAAAAGCCAGGUGGAAAAUACACUAUGAUGGCAUCUCUUGUCAGUCAAAAAACUAGAGAAAAGAGCAGCAGCCAGGAUCUUGGGCUGCUGACAGGAGCCCUUCCCCCUCCCGCUGCUGCCUGGUAUGUAUCAUUGCAGGGGGUCCAGCGAGACUGUUGCACCCAAUGUGACUCAAGCCUCUAAAUAUUAAUGAUUUGUAAGAAAGACACAAAGAAAAGGAAAUUGCACAAACUGUAGUGGCUGCUCCAGGAGGACUGUGAUCCCAGGGAACAUCUGUGGAUCCCCACCCAGAGGAGAGCAUGCUAACCCUUUGAAGACUGGGAUUGUUCAGACUCCUAUAAUACUACUGUCUGAAAUGCUCAGUACCUAGAGGGUUAAUGUCUUCCAGUUGUGACAGGUUUGGGGCGCAGCACCUGGCCUUUGUUGUUGAUAGCAAGGUGGUAAUUGCACUUUCAUAGCAGGAAGAGCCACUGCAGCCCGGGGGAGGGGAAUCGGGAGAACCCCAGCUUUGGGGAGCAGUUUUAAUGCCAGCCAUGAAAGGCAACAUUCCCUCUUCCUCCUUGCACAUGGAGUUUGUUCUUUGGAACUGUGUCCUGCUGUUGGUCACCUGUGUGGCUCCCCUCAGCUUAGGCUCCCUGCUCAGAGUGGGGGGUGUUGUAAAGUGGACUGUCUGGCCCUGCCUGCUGCUGUGCCCUGGGGAUAGUGUGUCCGGGGAGCUAGGGGAAGGGCAGAGGCUUGCAGACGUUGUCAUAAAGAAUCUGUUGUCUUCCAGAGGGAGGGGCAUAGAGGUUGCCAGAUAUGUCCUUUACCUCCUCCUGGGACUGGGCUUGAUGAGUUAGACUAAGAGCCCUGGUUGCAAAUGCUCCAAGCUGUGCUGCUGGUUCUGAAUAUAAAUGAGGAGCGUGUCCCAGUGGCAGCUUCCUCUCUUGUGUAUUUCCCAGGCAUUACUGAUAUGGGGCAGACUGGUCCAGUUCUUUUCUGGGGCUGCAUCAGCAUCCACAUGAUGGCAGGUGCCAGAAGAUACCAGGCCACAAAGCUAGUUUCUUCAGUGGACAGUAGUGGGAGAGGAAUGGAGUGAAACAGGAACAUCCUCUGACUAGCACUUAGUUAUCUAGCCCAUCCCUGCAACAGAUCUGGUGCCCGGGAGGAUGUCAUCUGCUCAAAAGCUGAGUAGGAGCAACCUAGGCAAGAUGCAGGGCACUCAGAGCAGAGCGUGUUGAUCCUCUCUCGGUGCAAAAGAACAAGGUCCUGGUCCUUGUGAAUUAAAAGGGAAGAGACACAUUCAGCCCCUGUACCAAGCCUGAUAGUUUAGUGAGAGUUAAAGCAGCUCUGCUGCCAAGGCACUGGGACUGGGGCUUCUAUUGCAGAGACAAUUGUCCAGCUGCACGGGGGAGGGUUGCUUUCCCCUGCCGUCCCUGAGGUAGGCCACACGUGGAAAGAGAAUACGCAGAGUGCUAGGCAGUCGCAGGGUACUAAUUUUGACAAAAUAGUCCCUGUGUGUUUGCCUCUGCUGCGGUCUGGAGUGGUUAUUUUCUUUCUUACUGCAACUUCCCCCAUCUCACUGCAUGGAGGAGAGUGGCUCUGGAAACAGCUUUUUUCACUCCUUCCCCAGCCUUAUAGCAAGGGUCCUGCUGCUGCUGAAGACAAAUGGCAGGGUCACUUGGAAUGGUAUCUGACCCAGACAGGAACACAACCUAUGGCAACAUCUGUGGUCUCCUUUUUUCUAAAGGGGAGAGAAGCUGUUUCAACCAAGCUUUUCCAUUGAGCCUUAGGUAUUGUGUAUUUUUAAAUGGUGCAUUUACCAUUGUAUGUAAAUGUAUAUAGUAUGCAAUAUAGUAUUUUAUUCCACAUGCCCUAAAGAAGGGCUAACCUUGUGCAACCAAAAAGAGGAACAAAAUAGAAACUUAUCUCCCCCAUUAGAACAGAGGAGAGCCCCACUUCCUGCACUGGAUUCAUGUAUAAUGUCAUUCACAUUGAAUGAUGAGAAAUUCUUGGCUCUCAAAGCUGAGCACAAGUGUCUGAAUAAAGUAGCAUUCAGUGGAUUCAAUAAAUGUACCACUUAUUUUCUA